Molecule: messenger RNA, 207 nt
Organism: Coniophora puteana RWD-64-598 SS2
Lineage: Eukaryota; Fungi; Basidiomycota; Agaricomycetes; Boletales; Coniophoraceae
Exons: 2
Coding region: 1-207 (68 amino acids)
Source: RefSeq, a predicted model, not a curated record
AUGGACGACCGCCCCUUUCACCUGCGCCAGCGUGGGCCGAUACAAUGGGCAUCCUGGCGGCCGAUAGGUGCUCACAGGGAGUCUGUUGAUGCAAACAACUACUAUACACUCCUCACCAACGAUGGUGUUAUCAUGCUCAGCUGGCCCAGGGAGUCCGUUGACGCGAACAACUACUUCAAUGAAGACGACCUAUACGAGGAGGCAUAA